Messenger RNA from Monascus purpureus, 1709 nucleotides. The record is from the annotation of a GenBank genome assembly. Lineage: Eukaryota; Fungi; Ascomycota; Eurotiomycetes; Eurotiales; Aspergillaceae.
UGUCUCUGUAAUAAUCCUCUCUGCAGAUAUGCAGUAAUGACUGGGCUCAGCAGACGAUGCGACUUCGGUUCCAGUUCUAUCCUAGGGCUCGUGAACAGCGGGUGAGUGCGUCGCAUGUAACCCUUCGCCAGCCUCGUAGGGAGUUCUUCAAGGCAGCCAUCAUCAACUUCUGCCUUCUUCAAGUCCUCUUCUUCUCCCUCUUCUGCUACCUUUACGGGACGCUCUAUCGUGAGAGUACCCAUAUCCAUAACCUGCGCAUUGUCUACGUCGACUAUGACGGCGGUAUCGUCGGCCAGUCUGUCCGCAACGCCUACAACACUCUACGUGGACGAGGCUUUCCGACUUUGAUCGAACGCUCUCCGGCGGAUUUCCCAUCGCCUGGUGACAUCAGAAGGACCGUUUGCCAUAUUCAAUACUGGGCUGCCGUGUAUACAGCACGCGGUGCAUCCGAUCGACUCGCUACAGCGCUGUUGGUCGGGGGUUCAACAGCUGCAGACUUCAAUAAGUCGGAUGUGCUGUUCUAUAUCUGGAAUGAGGCUCGAUAUCCUGCGGUGGUUGACUCAACUAUCUCGAAUAAUCUGAAGACCUUGUCGUCUACAGCGACUGCCGCGUACGCACGGGCAAACAGUUCCGGUGUCCUUGGGACCCUAAGGUCUCCUGAAUCCCUGUCUUUAUAUGCAGAUCCCUGGAAAAUUGUGGGAAUCAACCUGCAACGCACGGCACAGGGUUCGCGUCUGAUCUACAACACAAUUGCCGUCAUCCUGAUAUUUGUCCAGGAGUUCUGCUACCUGGGCAUCAUCAAUGGCCUCUAUAGCCAAUUCAAGCUCUACAACCGCCUCUACCCGACGCGGGUCAUCUUAGUCCGCGUUAUCCUGUCUGCCCUUUUUACCUUCUCCGGCUCGUUAUUCUCUAUCGUGGCCCUCUGGGCAUUCCGUGCCGGCUGGCAUGUCAAUGCAAACCAGUUCGUGCUGAACUGGAUGAUCCUCUGGCUCUUCGCCCACCUCAAUUUCCUGACGCUCGACUUCUUCACUGUGUGGCUCCCGCCAUUCUACACCCCCUUAGCCCUGAUCUCAUGGGCCAUCCUCAACAUCGCCAGCAUUCUGUUCCCCUACGAACUCAGCCCUGGGUUCUUCAAGUGGUCCUACGUUCUACCAGCCCACUCGCUUUACCAGACGGAGAUCGACAUCUGGUCUAGAGGCUGCAAUCCGCAGCUCUGGUACACGCUUCCGGUUAUGUUCACUAUCGAGAUCACCAGCCUCACGCUGAGUUCUAUCGGCGUCUACCGGAGAUGCCACUACGCGAGGGUUAUCGAGGAAGCGGAGGAAAUAGCCAUGCAGCAGCGACUUGCAGCCGCCAUGGCUGGGCAGCCAGUACCACAAGCGCCACCCGGAGAAGAGCAUAUAACCAGAGAGCCAACGUACCCGGGGAUAGCUCCGACCGCGACGGAGGAACAGCUUAUGAAGGAGGAUGAGGCGCUGGCGCGAGAACGGACCAGAAGCUCUAAUGUUUAUUAUGGGCCGUCGUUCGGGUUGGCUCUUACUCGGAGUACUCGGACACAGGGAUGGUAGGUUUUUUUCCUUUUUUUUUUUUUUUUUUUUUUUUUUUUUUGGUUUCAUGUAAUGGCAUUGAUAUUGGACAUUGUACAUAGUAGUGUUGGCAUACUGUAGAUUUUGCAUUCUUACUAUAAACACGGAUUGCAUCAUAUCCAG